AUGUCCGCGAUGGAGCAGGCAACUGCACGGGCAGGUUCACCUUCGACGGUGGCCUCAAGCAGCCAUGCUGAAUACUGCCGUGCGCUGCACGACUUCUCGCCACAACAGCCGUCGACUUGUCUCGCCUUCUCCAAAGGCGAGGUGAUCCGCAUCUUCGGCAAGGACCAGUCCGGUUGGUGGGACGGCGAGCUCAGAGGCACACGCGGCUGGUUCCCAAGCAACUAUGUUCAAGUUCAAAUCGCCCCCAAUACGAUUUCGUCCACGGUAGUCGCAUCGCCUGCCACUGUCGACCGGCGCGUGAGUCUCUCGAUCCUUGCCCAGCCAUCACCAGCCAUCGCCGUGCGCGCUGUGACCUCGUGUGGACAUGGGCUCGAACUUGGAGCGACACCGACAGCGCACGUCGCCAAGUUCGCAAAACAAUGUGCUUACCUUUGUUGUCUCCUACAGACCACGCCCAAACUCCCACCAAAGGAAGAACAGUCUGUCGCCGAUGGGUCGCGCUCAAAUUCCUCGGUAGCAUUGGGCCACCGGGACACCGGCUCCCGCGAAAGUCUCGGCCCCCGCGGCUUUGCGACGACCGCGUUCCCUGAGCGGGGGAGCACGAUCGAUACGGUCGCGACAACCGAGCCGAUAGCAGGUCCUACAACAAGCACCUCUCAGAAACUGGAACAACGCGCGACCGCAUUUGAACGCGAAUCUCAAGCGCUCGUCGCAGAAUUGCAGCAUGCGGUCACCCUGGUGCAAGCUGCUGUCAACGCUCAGAGAGUGCCUCACUACCAACCGACGACAGCAUGGUGAGCUGGCCUUGAGUCAGGUGUUUUGAUUGUCUCGUCCCUCAGACUUUUCUGACACGUAUGAUAUGUAUGCAUGUCACUCCCAGUGUGAUUUCAUCUGUGCGCACCGUGCUUGCCUCGUCCGACUGCCUCACGCGCGAGUCGCCUUUCUUGAAACGCUCGUCGGCCCUCGCUACGUGCCGCAAGAAGAUCCUGGCCUCCCUGGCCAGUCUUGUCAACCAAUCUCGCAGGGCCUCGUCGCCCUCUACAACAAUCGAACAGUCGUCCCUUGACGCGCAGGUCAUGCUCGACGUGGCUCGGCAGGUCGCCGAGCAGGUCGACAACUUCCUCGAUGAGGCGAGAGUGCAGGGAUUGCCCCUGAUUCCUACCGAACGCCUGGUCGACGAUCGUAGAGGCUCCCCGCAUAUGAUUACGCCACCCCUGAGCGCUUCGAACCCCCUCGAAGCCCCUCCGAUGAGGGUAACCAAGUCGGCGCCGCUGUCGACACUGCGCAUCGCGAGAAGCAAUGGAGAUCUGAAGGCACACAGAGCGGUGCAACCGCCGACUCCCUUACAACUCUCGCCCAUCAAGGACUUUCCAUCCGCAGGACAGUCAUUCUUGAACAUCGAAACGAGUCCGACAGAUUUGGACGUACAAUCACCCAGCUCGACGGUCCAGGUAGUCCACAACGCCAACGAGCUGGCAUCCAUCUUAUCCAAGAUCCACGAUAUACUCCUCUCGACAAUCGCCGCGUUCAUUGGGCACGUCCAUGCGCACAGUCGAUCUGCACCUGCCGCUAGCUUCGCUCGCCUGAUCGACAUGACCCGCGAGAUCAUUGAGCACAUCCGAUCCAUCUUGCUCAUCGUCGAAGCUGUCACCCAGCACCCGACUCUCUUGACCGUCAAAUUGGACCAGUCCUUCGCUUCAUCGAAUGGGCUGAAAGCCGAAGUUGACAAUUUGGCCGCAUGUCGAGAUCGGCUAUAUGUUGCCACGACCGCAUUGGUCACUGCUGCUCGAGUCGCCUCUUCGGCUCCCGCCAAAGCCACAUCCGCGAAGAUUUUGGCGAUCUCCCGAGAGGACGAGGAGCGAAAAGAUUUAUUGCAAGCUGCCACGGCCGUGCUGCGCGCGGGAGGUGACACCGUAAGCGCGGUCAGACUUUGCGUUGGAUACGCCGGAGAGCCAAAUUUCACUCUCCUAAUCGGAAAUCCACCGCCGACCUCGCCAACCGCCCUUUCCAGCCCGACCACUCUGACUCCGCCCACAGGCCCUGGUGACGGAGCAACCCGACGGCCGGAAGUCGUUGGUCGUAGAGGGCCGCACACGCUCAGCAUGCUGGGACGAAAGGCGACAAGUUUGAGCUGCUUGAGGGAGCAAUACGACUCACGAACUGUGACCGGAACUUUGGAGAGAUUCUCGGUGGAAGAAGAGGAUGAGACAGUGGCAUAUGGGCGUGAUGGCGAGCACGUAGAAGCCCGUGUUUCGGGGCUCACGGUUGGUGGUAUUGCUCGGGGGCGGGCAAGGAAGGAGAGUGCUUCUUCGGGCGAUGAGACUGUCACCUCAAAGGAUCUCGUAGGCCCCCGGGGUCCACAACAAGCCGGUGAAACCUACUUGGCAGCCGCUGGAAUGGGGGCAGGGAGUCCGCCCAUGGUUCGCGGCGACUCGAGUCGCACUUCCAAGUCGGGCGCGUCUUCGAGGUCCGGAGUCUCCACCGUCUCGACAAACGACAGCUCGCCUCGAUCCUCGACUAGCACCGCACACACUGAACCCUCUUCCACCUUGGCCAAGGCUGGAGCCUCGAUCGAAUCCUUCGCCCCAAUGUCGCUGGGCCUGGGCGGUAGCAGCCGGAUCUCCGUCCAUAGCUCCUCGGGAAAGUCGAGCUCGGACCAGUCGACAACCCUAUGGUUCCUCGAGCGAAACUACGAGGCGCGCGAAAUCUCUUUUAACGCCGAUGGUCGCGUCACAGGCGGUACCUUGCGCUGCCUUGUCGAGCGAAUGACCUUGCAUGACACAACUAUCGAUCCGCUGUUUUCAAACACGUUCUUUCUCACCUUCCGCAUGUUUACUUCGCCACCUCAGCUUGUUCAAGCCUUGUUCGCGCGGUUCGACAUCGUCGCCCCCCAGGGUCUCGACGAGACCCAGCUCAAGUUGUGGAACUCGAAGAAGCUCAUUCCUGUCCGGCUGCGUGUCUACAAUUUCCUGAAGACGUGGGUCGAGUUGUACUGGAAAGCCGACCAAGAUCUCAUUGUCUUGGAGCCGUUGCGACUCUUCUGUCAGACGCGCUUAGCCAAAGCCAUGUCCAACCCGUCGGCCCGGCUGAUGGAGCUGCUCAACAAACGAGAGCGGGGGACGGAUGUUGUGCGUUCGAGUACGCCCGGAGGAGUUGGGCCCUUGCCUCAACAAGCGCUCGCGGGCGCCCCUUCGCCCAUCGUGAAUAAGUCGCUAUUGAACUCUAUCAAGUUUAUGGCUGUGAACGCGCAAACCUUUUCGAUUGUUGAUGUCGAUCCGCUGGAGUUGACGAGGCAGAUAACCAUCCUCGAGUCGCGGGUUUACUCCUGCAUUGGAGUAGAGGAGCUCCUGAGUGGCGACUUCGCCAAGCCCGACGGCUUUAUUCGACAAAUGUCGACGAUGAGCACCAAAUUGACGGGAUGGAUCACGGAAACGAUUGUCAACGAAAGCGAAUCCAAGAAACGUACGGCAUUGCUCAAAUAUUUCGUAAAGGUGGCAGAUGUGAGUUUUGAUAACGUACUUCGGUCAAUGCAGCCAAAGCGCAAACGAAGCAGCCACUGAUAGCCAAGCUGUCGUUUCCCCAGAGAUGCUUUCAAAUCAAGAACUACAACGCUCUUUUUGCGGUCUUGUGCGCGCUUAAUUCAUCGACCGUAGCACGUCUCCGGCGCACCUGGGAUGCGCUCGCCCCCAAGUAUCGCGUCCUGCUCGACCAAUUGCGGAAGGCAACGGACCACGGAAGGAACUAUGCAGAGUAUCGCGCUACCAUCCGACAGGCUGUACCUCCUUGCCUGCCAUUCGUGGGACUGUUCUUGUACGUGAACUCGGGCCAGCGGAUCCUUCAUCACUUCGCUUACGAGGACAGCUUUUUUGCCCCCCCCCCCCCAGGACCGACAUCACUAUGUGCUCCGAAGGAAAUCCACCUUUCCGACCUUCCCCUCUGGACUCAUCGCUUCGCUUGAUCAAUUUUGACCGCUUUCAAGUGAGUCCGAUUCCAGGUCGACCGCACUUUCGCCCGAGCUGAGGGCUGAUGCAUUGAGCUUGCUUCCACAGAAAAUGAGCAGAAUCGUGGGCGACCUGCAGCGGUUCCAAGUCCCUUACAAUUUUGUCAUGGUGCCCGAGCUGCAGACACUGCUUACCCGGGCACUGAAUGACCUCACGCACGGUGGCGACGCCGCCAGUUUGUGUGAGUUUGUGCACCCCUCGGACCUGCCACCAAGUAAUCACUGGCUGAACUUCAGCGCUUUUGGUGUUCACAGACCGACAAUCCCUUCUCGUCGAGCCCCGGGAUGUUCAAUGUUCCGCCUCUUCAGCCAUAUCCGGCAGCAGCCUGAGCAAGGGUUCUGAUCUGUUCAACUGGAAAUGA
Microbotryum saponariae is the source of this 4362-nucleotide messenger RNA. The record is from the annotation of a GenBank genome assembly. NCBI's taxonomy places the organism in Eukaryota, Fungi, Basidiomycota, Microbotryomycetes, Microbotryales, Microbotryaceae.